CGCAGCAAGCACAAGCAGUCGAGAAGGCCUGGUUCACCGCUCCCGCCUCGCACGCCCACCCGUUCUUAGGCUGCGCCAGACGGCUGAAAGUCAUUUGAAUUCCCACGCUCGCGGCGCAACGUUUCCCCGCCCCCGGAGGGUCAGUUUUGAGUCCAUCCUAGGACGUCACCGGUGAAGAGCGCGGACAAGCGCGGCCCGCGGCCGCGAAGAAGACCACCGCGCCUCAAUUCCUCCUCUCCGCCGGCGUGCCUGUCCGCUCGCCGGUCGUCUAGCGAAGAGAUGGCCCUCAGCGCGCUCAGCCGCGAGGCGAGUGCGUCGACGGCCUCGGCCUCGUCCGCGGACGACGCCGGCGCCGCGCCACGACGAUCGAGCCGCCGCGACGCCGACGACGCGGACGCGCCGCGGCUACCCCUAAGGCGGCGGCAGACGACGCAGCCGGAGCCGCGCGGCGCGCGGGCCUGGCUCGCGGCGGCCGGCGACCACCCCGUCCUCGCGGCCGUCGGCGCCGUGCUCACGGUCAUGCUGCCGACGCGCGUCGCCUCGACGCUCCACUCCUACGCGUCGCACUACAACCUGGUCGAGGACGCGCCGCGGCCGCCGCUCACGCGGAGCAGCGGCACGCCGGGCGAAGACUUCGGUUUUUUUGUGGCCAUCACGCCGCUGUCGCGCGCGGGCGGCGACGCGCCCUUCGCCGGCGACCGGGCCUUCAAGAGCUUCGCGGGCGGGACGCCGCCGCUCGUCGGCUACAAGCCGAACCCCCUGAUCGCCCGCAAACCUCCGGGCAUCCCCGAGCUCCCGCCGCCGCCGCCGUCGUCGUGAUUGUCUAAAAUACCACUGUAC
Pelagomonas calceolata is the source of this 840-nucleotide messenger RNA. NCBI's taxonomy places the organism in Eukaryota, Pelagophyceae, Pelagomonadales, Pelagomonadaceae. The record is from the annotation of a GenBank genome assembly.